CUGGCCCGCCGUCCCCCGGCCGGUGCCCCCUCAGACAGUCGACUGUUGGCUGAGCUGAUAGGUCCCUGUUUGUUCCGCCGCCUGCUGCCGUAGGAGCGCCGGGAGCUCACUGUGCGGAGGGAUCUGACGCGGACUACACCCAGCCGCUGCCGCGCUGCCCCUGCCUUCUCUGCUGCCCCUGCCUUGGCGUUGGUCAGCGUCGAAGUGUGGGCUCGAUUGGAGACUCUAAAUUCGCCCGCAAGGUUUUUCCUUUUCCGAAUCCCGCCUGCCUCUUGUGCGCAGAGCUCACCUCUGAAGCUGUAGGGAUUAUUUUUUUUUUAUAUACACACUCACACAUACGGCGUCAAUCUUAAAAUAAUGUCUUGGCAGAGCUACGUGGAAAACCUGAUGGCCGAUGGCAGCUGUCAGGAUAGCGCCAUUGUCGGGUACACGGACGCCAAAUAUGUUUGGGCAGCACAUGCCGGUGGCACCUUCAACAAUAUCACGUCUCAAGAAAUUGACGUCCUUAUUGGUAAGGACAGGGAGACCUUUUACACCAGCGGUCUCACUCUGGGCUCAAAGAAAUGUUCAGUCAUCAGAGACAGCUUCAAUGAUGACACGGACGGGACAAUGGACAUCAGGACAAAGAGCCAAGGAGGAGAGCCUACAUACAAUAUCACUGUGGGAAAAGCUGGGAAAGUUUUGGUUCUUGUAAUGGGCAAAGAAGGGGUCCAUGGAGGCGGAUUGAAUAAGAAGGCUUACUCGAUGGCAAAAUACUUGAGGGAUUCAGGGUUUUAAUGUUUUCAAGCUCACUUAGAUCAAAUUGAGGGACAAAAAAAAAGAAGAGAAAAUAAAUAUUGCUGUUAAGAUUUCUCCUGCAAGCAGUCAAAUGUCUUGGAAACUUAAAAUAGCAAUGAAGAUGUGGUUAAGAUACUGUCACCUUUGUCCCCCUUCACCCUGUAGGGGGGGAGACUCUUCAAUUUUUUUAAUUUCUCUUUUUUUCCUACUGUGCCAGUAUUGGUAUUAGUCAUGGCAAAGGAGGCGGUCCUUGGUGCAACUCUUAACAAGAAAGCACAUGAAAUGGCUAAUUACCUGAUGAUGUCUGGAUAUUAAGCAACCUCUCCACCCAUCCAUCAACUUAAGCGGCUCAUUCUCACUCAACCGCAUUGUGCCGACACUACUUCGAGGAUAAGAUGGCAUACAAAGUUACUUCCGCCGUGGUCUACUUUUAUAUACCAACCCCCCCAACCUCCCCCAAUUUUUUCUUUUUUUUCAGGAAAAAAACAACCAACUUUAACAUUGUACUUCUCAUGUUUUGGGCAUGUUGGCAUGUUCUUGCGAAAUAUAUUGCAAAGUGUAAUAAAAGUGUUAAAUAAGAAUUUGCCUUGUAUAACAUUCACUUAGCAACUGGCUAAUAUUCCAAGGGGAAGUACAUAUGUAAUGGUGCAUAGUUGUUUUGUUUUUUUGAGCAUUACUAAAAUAUGCUAUUUUUUACAUCAGCAUGUGCGCAUUUAAAAGUGGCAUGCAUACCCCUCUCUAGCAUACAGAUCCCAGCACUGUCUUCUCUCUGUCAAGCAUAAUAUUCCUGCCAAAAUCCAUCUUCUCAUCCGCCUCCAUCUUCAAGUCUUCAUAACCUCCCUCAAAGAAACAACAAAUUUCCUCUGACAAAGUCCUGUAUGUGCGUACCUGUUCGCCACCGUCAGGCACAUCUUCUAGCCUCCAUCACACGCUUUCGCUGUUGUACCUGAAUGUGGUCUUAAAAGUUAUUGAUGUGGUGUUGGACUGUUGUUUGAGUGAAGUGUAAGGUCAGCAUUGCUGAGGUCUCAAGAUAUUGUCAAGACACUUCCUGGAGUCCCGGUGGACAUUCCACCUCUGUGACAGCUCAGACAUUUGUCAUUCAGCUCCUGCUAUUUGUAAAAUUCGCUGUAAAUCACUACACACACUCAUGUGAAGUUAUUUUUCCCCCUCCACUCUGGACCAAUUGUCAGUAUAAGAGGAUUAUCAGAAUGACUUCAUCUUUUUUCUGAUGGACGAUUGUUGGCAUCCCCUGUUGGCUGUAAAUCAUUGACGACUUCAGAUGACUGUAAAACAUUUAACUGCUUCUUUAGACUUCAACACAAUUCAAACUCUUCACCACUAAUUGAUUUGUUGCUAACAUAAUGUCCAUUAACCAAUGAAAAUGCAAUGUCAUUUCACUACAGUAUGAAUGCAUUUUGACUUUAAAUUCAGGCUGUUGCUCCAGCACCUUGGAAUUACUUGCCUUGUGCUUUAGUCAUCAAAGGUGUAUUCAAAAAAUGUAAUAGUAUGGUACUUAGAAUAUAUUUAAAAGAAAAAAAAUGCUGUGUACACAAAACAUUGAAAAUGGUGUUGGUUGGAAUAAGAACAUACGUAAGUUGUCUUGUGAACAUUUUCUGAGAAUAACUGUGUAUUCUGUGCCAUAAAAAUCGAUCUGAUCUGUUGCUACUAUGAGUUGGAUUUUUAACUGCUGCCCCAGCAAGAAGUAACUUUUAAUGGCACUUUCCUAAGGGAUAUUUUGGCAUCAGUAAUCUCCAGACUUUGUGGAAUAUGUACAGAAUUAAACGAUAGAAAAAAUAAAUUUGCAAUUUUGGUCCCUUUUUUUGGUUUGUUUCUGAGAUGGAAAUUCCAUCUGCCACAAAUAUACUGUUUCAAAUGCCAUGAAUUAAUGAGAUGUCUUGUUUACAGACAUGUUAAAUAAAAGUUAUUCCAACCAGA
Molecule: messenger RNA, 2712 nt
Organism: Scophthalmus maximus (turbot)
Lineage: Eukaryota; Metazoa; Chordata; Actinopteri; Pleuronectiformes; Scophthalmidae
Gene: pfn2a
Product: profilin 2a
Exons: 3
Coding region: 358-777 (139 amino acids)
Biological process (GO): positive regulation of actin filament bundle assembly; regulation of actin filament polymerization; actin cytoskeleton organization
Cellular component (GO): cytoplasm
Molecular function (GO): actin binding
Source: RefSeq, a predicted model, not a curated record